Bradysia coprophila is the source of this 4164-nucleotide messenger RNA. RefSeq names its product Nidogen (gene Ndg). The record is from RefSeq and is a predicted model, not a curated record. Gene Ontology annotation, biological process: cell-matrix adhesion; canonical Wnt signaling pathway. Gene Ontology annotation, molecular function: calcium ion binding; Wnt-protein binding; Wnt receptor activity. Gene Ontology annotation, cellular component: plasma membrane. NCBI's taxonomy places the organism in Eukaryota, Metazoa, Arthropoda, Insecta, Diptera, Sciaridae.
UGUUCAGUUGAUCUCAGGACGUCGAACAAGUAAGAUGUCGAUCGGAAGUAAUCUUUCAAUAAAUUAGUGCCUCGUAGCCUUAAGCAUUGAGUAUCAGCAACGCGCAUUAACAAAGGAGUACAGACCUUUAAUAAGUGAACGAAAUAAUCAAAACAGCGUAAUGCUACGAAUUGCCUUCAUUGCAUUUGUGAUAAUCACUCUUGCGUAUCACGGUGAAUCGCUUAGUGUUAAUAAUCUGUAUCACAAUAAUAAUAACGAAGAAAGUGGAAUACUGCCGUUCGGUGAUGAUAAUUAUGAAUUUGUGAAAUUGGGAACUCCGAUACAUUUCUACAUUGAAACUUAUGACCAUUUAUAUGUUAACACCAACGGGAUCAUAACAUUCGGCGUAGAAUUUCCACAUUUCGUAAAUCUUCCAUUUCCACUAGAAUACCCAGCUAUAGCUCCAUUCUACUCAAACAUUGAUACAACAGACGCAAAUGUAACGUCAUCAAUUUCAUAUUUUAAAUCUUACGAUCCCGAAAUUCUGAACAAAGCAACGAAUUACGUAAAGCUUGCAUUCGAUGAAGCUUACGAUUUUCAAGCAACGUCAGUCUUUGUUGCUACCUGGGCUAAUGUUGGUCACUACCAAGCUAAGAACGAUGUCGGAAACACAUUUCAAGUGGCAAUUAUUAGCGAUGAAAUCGAAAGUUAUGCACAGUAUCUGUAUCCAACGAGUGGUUUGAAUUGGAUUCAAGGAGAUAUUGGCGAAUCUGGUCUACCAGACGUUCGUGCACAAGCUGGUUUCGUGUCCGAAGACGGUAGAUUCUAUUCACUGAAAGGAUCAGGCACCGACAAAGCAAACUAUUUGAGCGAAUUGACUAAUUGUGGUGAUCCCGGUUCAUGGUUGUUUAGAAUCGGACCGUUAGGGGUCGAACCUACUAGUAAUGUCCAGGAACCGGAUUACGGUUCCAUAAAUGAGCCAGAAGUGGGUGUACCUACAUGCGCGUCACUCGGAAGGUUAAAGUGUCAUUCAUCGGCAACAUGUGUUGAUACGAGUAAAGGAUUUUGCUGUAAAUGUAAUAACGGAUUUUAUGGGAAUGGUUAUAGUUGCUUGAAAGAUGAUGUACCUGUCCGAGUGUCGGGAAAGGUUGUUGGAAAGUUAAACGACAUUUCCAUAUCGUCUCAGCUUCAGUCUUACGUUGUAAUGGCCGAUGGACGGUCGUACACAGCGUUAAGUCCACUCACUCCAAACAUUGGCUACAAUAUGCAACUGUUGCAAGUCCUUGGGGGAACGAUUGGGUGGCUUUUCGCGAAACUAAAUGGUGACGUCAAGAACGGCUAUCAGAUUACUGGCGGUAAAUUCAAUCACACAACAACGAUUCGUUUCGACGGCACAAACCAUCACUGUUUUAUAACUCAAAGAUUCGUCGGAUUGAAUGCGUGGGAUCAACUUUCCGUUGACAUUGAAAUAUCGGGAACUAUUCCCGAAAUUCCGAACAAUGUUCCCGUGCAAAUUAACGACAUCACCGAAGAAUACAACUACAAUACAGAAACGAGUGUACGAUCGAUCGGAACACGUCGUGUAUCAGUCAAUGAUCAAGAUUACGUUCUGAACGUUGAUCAGGAGAUUGAUUUCGAGAAGUGCGAAAUGUCUGAAGAGGAAAGUUACACGAAUCAGCCGCCAUUUUAUAACAGAGUCUCUAAGAUAAGUUCCAGUUAUCAGAGUCGUGAGAGUGCGCUACGAAUUGGCAUGCUGAAUAAAAUUGUCGCCAACUUGGAAGCGAAUCCAUGUACUGAUGGUACAGCACAGUGCGGUCAAAAUACCAUUUGCGUCGUUGAUGGGGAAGAUAGCUAUGAAUGUAACUGCAAAAAUGGUUUCACUUUAACACCGUACGCAAGUUAUGAUGGAAUCCAGAACUGUGUCGAUAUUGACGAGUGCAGUUCCAUAAACAUUUGUGACGCAAAUGCCGAUUGUUUCAACGAUCCGGGUGGAUACAGUUGCAGAUGUCGUGACGGAUUUACAGGAAAUGGUUAUGCAUGCCAACCAGUCGCAUCAAAUUUACAUUCAUCGGAAUCUACUGUUCAGCCGGACCCGACUCUAACAACGCCAGAACAUUAUCAGUGUGAUCAAUGCUCAGAUCGUGCUAAUUGCUUGAACGGAGUAUGCGUUUGUGCCGAAGGAUAUACCGGCGAUGGUAUUGUUUGUACAUAUAAUUGUCCAAACGAAUAUGUAUGGAAUGGCGAUACGUGUCUACCAGCUGUAUCCGAUGAAGAUGAGGCUGAAGUAGCUCCAUUUUGCGAAAUCACCGGCUGUACGUGUCCGACGGGAUAUGAAUUGAUUGAAUAUGCUGUUGGACAAACAUGCCGUGCCUUGCCUGCCGAAGACCCGGAAAAUGAUAGAGAAUCAGAAGGGCUACCGUGCGACAUUGAAAACAACUGCAGUCCCUACGCACAAUGUGAAUGGGUCGAAAGCGAGCUAAGAAACAAAUGUGUUUGCAAUCCACAGUAUGAGGGCAAUGGUUACGUCUGCACCGAAGUGGAAGUGUCCUGCAUUUACGAAAACAUCUGUCACGCCCGAGCAUCGUGCAGCUAUGACGAAAAAUUAGGAAAAUCAAUUUGCAGAUGUGAAGCUGGUUGGGAAGGUGAUGGUCGUCAUUGCAGUCCCGCACCGGAGUGUCGCAGCGACGAGCAGUGUGGAAAUAAUGCGGUUUGUGAGUAUGGCGUUUGUGUAUGCCAGCAAGGAUUCGAAAGAGACAUUUCCAAUUUCUGUGUCCCCGGAUCGUGCGGUGGAGCUAUAUGCGCUGAGAAUGCUGAAUGUCAAUUGGAUCCAUUGGAGCAAAUUUCUUACUGCAGCUGCCCGUCAGGCUAUGAAGGUGAUGGUAUCGUAUCCUGUAAAGAGAUUACGCCACCUUGUAAUAUCCGAAAUAAUUGUGGAUAUUACGCGUCGUGUGCACCGAACUACAGGAAUACUUCAAUUUAUGAAUGUGUUUGCGAUGUCGGAUAUACCGGGGACGGUUUCACUUGUGAAUUGGAAAUUAAUUGCCAAAAUCAACCGAGUCUAUGCAGUGAAAAUGCUCAAUGCGUGCCAACGUCCGCUGGACUGCAAUGCGUUUGUCAAGUUGGUUUUAUUGGAAACGGGUCUGUCUGCUCGAAACCGCCCAGCCUAGAAUCGGGAUUCUUGUUACUCAGCCAAGGUGUUGCAACAGUGCGGAUACCGUUUGAUGGUAAACGAGGACAACCGGUCUCUAUGUCAAAUAUGGCAAUUGGUGUAGACAAAGAUUGCUCGCAGGGAAGGGUUUAUUGGAGCGACAUAUCGAAUAAACAGAUUGUGAGCGUUAAGUAUGACGGAACUGAUCGUCAGAUUUUCAUAAAAGAUGAUAUUCUCUCACCAGAAGGUAUUGCAGUGGAUUGGAUCAAUCGUCGGCUGUAUUGGACAGAUUCGACCAAAGACACCAUCGAAGUAGCCAGUCUAGAUGAUCCAAAAUUGAGAACGGUUGUUGUGCGUAAACAUUUGGUAAAUCCGCGAGGCUUGGCCGUCGAUCCUCAACAAAACAAAUUGUACUGGUCGGACUGGAAUCGAGAUGGGCCGAAAAUUGAAUGGUCCAAUUUGGACGGUACUGAACGAGAAAUUCUGUUAACCGAUCCCGAUGUCAAAUUGCCGAAUUCAUUGGCCAUAUCACAAUCAACUGGCGAAUUGUGCUUUGCUGAUGCUGGCACAAAGAAAGUUGAGUGCAUCGAUACUUAUUCGCCCCGUGCUGUUCGCACAAUCGCUGCUAAUUUGUCUUACCCGUUUGGAUUAACCGUAACCGAUGAUCAAUUUUACUGGACCGAUUGGACCACGAAAAAGAUUGAAAGUGUCGACCAUCAAGGCAAUCGAUUAACGCCAAUUUCCAGUCCACUAUUCGGCAAUCAUAAAAUGUAUGGCAUUACAGCAGUUGUGGAAAAGUGUCCAUUGUUUUAUAGUCCCUGCCAAGUAAACAAUGGCGACUGUAAAAGUGAUCGUAUCUGUUUGGUGAAUACGCGCUCACCGUCAGGCAAAGCCUGUAAAUGUUUGGACGAAUCGCGUAGUUGUAGCGAAACACCCAGCGACUACUAAACAUUUUUCUAAACCAAAGAAAAUGCGUUUUUAUUUUGUUCGUUUUUUUGUGCAGAAAUUUCAGGAAAAUAAAACUUUAAAUUUAACGG